This is a messenger RNA of Perca fluviatilis (European perch), 1701 nucleotides long. Its product is annotated as synaptic vesicular amine transporter-like. Gene Ontology annotation, biological process: aminergic neurotransmitter loading into synaptic vesicle; transmembrane transport; xenobiotic transport. The record is from RefSeq and is a predicted model, not a curated record. The coding region runs from base 118 to 1701 and encodes 527 amino acids. Lineage: Eukaryota; Metazoa; Chordata; Actinopteri; Perciformes; Percidae. The transcript is spliced from 15 exons. Gene Ontology annotation, cellular component: synaptic vesicle membrane; terminal bouton. Gene Ontology annotation, molecular function: serotonin:sodium:chloride symporter activity; xenobiotic transmembrane transporter activity.
CUUCACAUAGACUGGGAGGGUUAUUUGUUAAAGUUACUGACCAAUCGUUGGCACUUGUGUCUCUCCAGGAGCUUCUGUCGUCCGUUCUGUUACCCUGCUCUUUUCGGGACUAACACAAUGGAGAGACUGGAUGCGCUUCGGCAGUUUAGUUUGAUCAAAUGGCUCCGAGAAGAGAGACAAUCGAGGAAACUGAGUCUCUUCAUUGUUUUCGUCGCUCUGCUCUUGGAUAAAAUGCUGCUGACUGUAGUCGUUCCCAUCAUCCCCAGCUACCUGUACACUCUGGAUGAGUCAACAGACGUGGUGUUGAAGAUCAGCACCGCGUCACAGCCGGCAGCUCCAGGAACCUUUCACAGCAUUGUGUCCUUAUACGACAACACUGUGAGGUCUUCAGGUUCCAACACCACAGCCUGGUCUCCGGACCUGGUCCCUACGGCCCCCACUGCCACAGAGGUGCCACACAACUCCUCUGACUGCCCCCAGUCUGCCAGUACGCUGCUCAAUGAGAAUGUCAAAGUGGGAUUGCUGUUCGCAUCCAAGGCCACCGUACAGCUGAUUACCAACCCCUUCAUAGGCCCACUCACAAACAGAAUAGGAUACCAGCUUCCCCUAUUCGCUGGCUUCUGUAUCAUGUUCCUCUCCACUAUCAUGUUUGCCUUCUCAUCGAGCUACGCUCUGCUGUUUGUGGCCAGAUCCCUGCAGGGUGUGGGCUCGUCCUGCUCCACUGUGGCUGGGAUGGGAAUGAUUGCGAGUGUGUACACAGAUGAGGAGAGAGGCCACGCCAUCGGGAUCGCCCUGGGGGGGGUGGCAUUGGGAGUGUUCGUUGGACCCCCAUUCGGCAGUGUGAUGUAUGAGUUUGUUGGGAAGACUGCUCCUUUCCUUAUUCUGGCUUUCCUGGCUUUGUUUGAUGGAGCUCUGCAGCUCUUUGUUCUUCAGCCCACCAAGGUGGAACCAGAGAGUCAGAAGGGGACCCCGCUGUUGACGCUAAUGAAGGAUCCAUACAUUCUGAUUGCAGCUGGUGCCAUUUGUUUUGGAAAUAUGGCCUUUGCCAUGAUGGAGCCAACGCUGCCAAUCUGGAUGAUGGAGACCAUGUGUUCCAGUAAAUGGCAGCAAGGCGUCGCUUUCUUACCAGUGUCCAUCUCCUACCUUAUUGGAACCUACAUCUACAGCAUGUUGGCGCACAAGAGGGGGAGAUGGCUUUGUGCUGUCAUUGGAAUGGUGCUACUUGGAGUCAGUGUAAUAUGUGUUCCAUUUGCCAACAACAUCUAUGGUCUGAUUGUUCCAACCUUAGGUGUUGGUUUUGCUAUUGGCAUGGUGGACUUGUCUAUGAUGCCUAUCAUGGGUGACCUGGUGGACCUGCGCCAUGUGUCUGUUUAUGGAAGUGUGUAUGCCAUUGCUGAUGUGGCUUUGUGCAUGGGAUUUGCUUUAGGUCCAUCAAUCGGAGGAGCCAUAGCUGAGAGUAUUGGCUUCCCCUGGCUGAUGACCAUCAUUGGAAUAGUGGAUAUUAUUUUUGCUCCUAUUUGCAUCUUUCUCAGGAGUCCACCAGGACAAGAAGAGAAAAUUGGUGGUGAUGAGAGUGGUGAAGUCUUUCCGGAGUGCUGUCGACCGUCCCUCUCUGAUGUCGUUUGUGCCCACAUGCACGAUGAUGUGGAUGUCACGGACCUUAGCACCAGGGAAGCAGUAGACCUUGGAGGGACCCACUAA